Molecule: messenger RNA, 756 nt
Organism: Fonsecaea nubica
Lineage: Eukaryota; Fungi; Ascomycota; Eurotiomycetes; Chaetothyriales; Herpotrichiellaceae
Exons: 2
Coding region: 1-756 (251 amino acids)
Source: RefSeq, a predicted model, not a curated record
AUGCAGUGGCACCAGAGGUCAUUCUCUCUGCUUCUCGUUCUAUUGGCUGGGGCUUGUCAUGUCUUUGCAGCGUCAGGUUCUGAGAUAGCUGCCCUGCAGGAAGGCUCCCUCCUGCCACGGGCUGCAGCACCGGCAACAAAACAUCGCUCUGACAAGGUCCACGGCAUCGUUAUGGGAGUGACGGUCAUCAUUCUUUUCCCUUUCGCCUCGAUCUCCUGGAGGCUGCUCGACCGUCUUGUUGGUGGGAGAACGCUCUUCAAAAUCCACGUAUGCUCCCAGCUCCUGGCUCUGGCGAUGCUCAUCGUCGGCUUCGGAACCGGCGUCUGGGUCUGUAUUCUCCACAACGAGGUCUACAACGAUGAAUGGGGCCAUGUCAUCCUCGGCACCAUCCUCACGGCCCUCUUCCUCCUCCAGCCUCUCAUCGGGCAGUGGCAUCACUACCUGUACAAAUCGCCCAGUCGGAAGGUCAGGCCUGGGAUACGUCGCGUCCACAUCUGGCUGGGACGACUGUUGAUGGCUGCGGCCAUCAUCAACGGCGCGACAGGCAUCGUGCUGGGCAACAACAGCCCCGGUGGCGAAAAAGGCUACAGCGCCGCGGCCGGAAUCGUCGGCGUGGCGUACAUCGUGAUCCUGGUGCUGUGGUACUGGAACAGAAGCAAGCAGAAUCGUGAAGACGAUGCUCAAGACAUGGCGAGGGCGGGAGGUGCGGAUGUCGAAAGAAAAUCCGUCCCCGACGUCGCAGUCGACAGGAUGUAG